AUAACGAUCGGAGUAUGUUUGUUCUUGGCGUGUCUUGAGCGUAUAAAAGCAAUGAUUUACUCCUUUAAGUUUGCUGCUUUCUUGAUCGCAUUUGCACAGAUAUCAUGUGUUUCGUCUUUUGUGCGAGAAGGACAUCUUGAUCUGGACGGUUACAAUUUUGCUUUCCUUGCAAGCUUCUGUGGCAACUACACCGGACCAGCUGUUCAGUAUAAUUUUUCAUAUCCCAAGAUAAAUUGUUGUAUCAGCUUUUUGAGUUACUUUGAGGACCAAUGGUGGAAAAUAUGGCCACGACCUGAACUGGAUUGCAACGAGAAAGUAAACAGUUUGAACCCGAAUGGAAGUCAGGUUGUUAAUCUGACCACAAACAACUCUCGCGCAGGUUGUCAUCUUGUCCCGUCUGAAACUAAUUCCCUGGUUAUGUCUUGUAGAGGUUAUCUGAUGUAUGAAGUAAGCACUGAAGAACCCUCAACGCGGAAGUGUUGGUAUCUAGCAGUUUCUAACUGUUAUUCUGCCAAAAAGGAAUUGAAGCUGGAUUAUUCUCUCAAUAUAACUGGAGCGGCACCAAACAAGGCAACAGCCACGUUUCACCGCCUAAGCUUGUUGUGUGGCCUGCUUUUAAACUGUUUUUUGACCAUGUGGGUGUCUUGGACAUCAACCGCUCACUGACGGACAUUUUGUCGCAGAAACGGGGAUGUAGUCUUCUUGUGGUUUCAAUUGCAUUGUUAAAUUUGACAAAAAUGUAAUAAAUGCCUCUCUUUUCUGUAA
Messenger RNA from Pocillopora verrucosa, 765 nucleotides. RefSeq names its product transmembrane protein 145. The record is from RefSeq and is a predicted model, not a curated record. Lineage: Eukaryota; Metazoa; Cnidaria; Anthozoa; Scleractinia; Pocilloporidae.